Molecule: messenger RNA, 8268 nt
Organism: Taeniopygia guttata (zebra finch)
Lineage: Eukaryota; Metazoa; Chordata; Aves; Passeriformes; Estrildidae
Source: RefSeq, a predicted model, not a curated record
GAACAUCAGGAUAUCUUUCAGUUUCAUUGCAGCUGGAGUCAGUGACUUCAUACUGAAAAAGGUUGGUUUUUAGACUACAGACCAUGACAGUUUGUAACAGUGAAGGAACAUAAAUGUUUGUGUGAGUAAAUAGCCGUGUAUACUUGUAGUACAGACUUGUCUGUAUCUAUGCAUGCACAGGUUUAACCUGCAGCUGGCAUGAUUAUGCAAAACAUUUAAAGAAUUCUAUAAGCUUUGUGGAAAAGAAGUAAUUCUGAAAAAAUAUAAUAGCACAUCUACUGGAAGAUGAGAAUAGUGUGCUUUUUUAAAACUUGAAGCGUUAUUAUUGGGACAGUAAAAUAAAGUUUUGUGAUAGCUGAUUUUGGAGUCCCUGAUGCCUUGAAUCUUACAAUUGGGUAGUUUUGCCAUAAAGUUCCCCUUUUAAUCUGUUAAUUUUAAUGUUUAAUCUGUUAAUGUUCCCCUUUUAAUCUGUUAAUUUUACUAAAUUACUUAUGUUACAAAUUAACUGCAUCAGAGUAUUUUAAUUGUGUUUGUAGUAAUUUUAAAAAUAGUUACUGGGGAUAGGUCAUUUAAUUAUAUUUUAUCAGUAAGAAAGCAUUAUCUCUGCUGUGAGUGGUAGCCAGCAAGGCCAUCUGCAGUGCCUUUCAGUUCACUCACUCUGAAUUGUUCAGAUAAAGACUGUCAAGUGCUGCCUAAAUAAGGAAGGAGCCGUGGUAGGGUUAAGUGCAGUGGAGGACACAAAUGGAGCAUUGAUUCCAGGCAUGCUGGAGGGUCUGAGCUGUUUCCUGCAGCACUGAACCUUUUAAGAGUUUUCAUUGUUUCCUGCAAAAUAUUAAAAUGCGAGUGUCUGCCAUUCAGGAUCUCAGGGAGGAUGAAAAUGGGGAUUGGGAAGAAGAAAAGAUGUUUCUCAAGCCUGUUAUUGAGGACAGAAAUAUGGAACUGGCCCGAAAAUGCAGUGAAUUAAUAAGUGAUAUACACUAUAAAGAAGAGUUCAAAAAAUCUAAAGGCAAGUGCAUAUUUGUACCUGACACCCCGCAGCUAAAACAUGUGAAAAGCCUUGGUGCUUUUAUUUCUGAGGUGAAAUAUAAAGGAGCUGCUAAGAAAGACCUUUCCAACUCUCUCUAUCAGCAGAUGCCAGCCACAAUUGACAGUGUAUUUGCGAAAGAAUUGAUGCACCUUCAGAGCAAGGUUCUCUAUAAACAAAAACAUGAUGCUGAGAAAGGAUUUUCAGACUAUGCACGUAUGAGGGAACCUCCAGAUGUUAAACAUGCCAUGGAAGUCAGUAAACACCAGAGUGAUGUAUCCUAUAAGAAGGAUGUGCAAGAUACUCAUAGAUACACUGAAGUGCUGAACAGACCAGACAUAAAGAAGGCAACUGAGAUAACAAAGAUAAUAAGUGAUGCAAAGUACAAAAAAGGAAGAGAAGAACUGAAUAAGGAGUCUGCUGUGCUUGGAAGACCCGAUUUUGAACAUGCUAAAGGAGUUUCAAAACUUUUAAGCCAAGUAAAAUACAAAGAGAAGUCCAGUAAGGAAAUGAAGAGUCACCAGUACAACCCUCUUGACAGUGCUUCCUUCAAGCAAGCACAGAUUGCAUCCACCUUGGCAAGUGACGUGAACUACAAGAAAGAUUUGGAAAGCCUACAUGAUCCAGCAUCUGAUCUACCAAAUCUGCUGCAUUUAAACCAUGCUUUAAAUAUCAGCAAAACACAGAGUGAUGUCAAGUACAAAGAAAAUUAUGAAAAAUCUAAAGGCAGAUCGAUGCUGGAGUUUGUGGAUACACCAAUGUAUCAAGUUUCAAAGGAGGCUCAAAAGAUGCAAAGUGAAAAAACGUACCGCAGAGAUUUUGAAGAAGGGAUCAAGGGAAGACCUUCACUGGAUUUAGACAAGACCCCAGAGUUCUUGCAUAUAAAACAAGUCACUAAUCUUCUGAAAGAGAAAGAGUAUCGAAAAGAUUUGGAAGAAGGGAUGAAAGGGAAAGGAAUGACAGUGUUUGAAGAUACACCAGAUUUGAUUAGAGUGAAAAAUGCGGCUCAGAUACUAAACGAGAGGCAAUACAAGAAAGACUUGGAAACUGAAAUUAAAGGGAAAGGCAUGGAAGUUGGUCCAGAUACACCUGAGAUAAGACGAGCCAAGAAAGCUUCUGAAAUUGCAAGCAUGAAAGAAUACAAGAAAGACUUGGAGAAUGAAAUUAAAGGAAAGGGAAUGGAAGUAGGUACGGAUACCCUUGAUAUACAACGAGCCAAAAAAGCUUCUGAAAUUGUCAGCCAGAAAAUGUACAAAGAUGAAGCAGAGAAGAUGCUCUGUAACUAUUCUGCUGUCCCAGACACUCCUGAGAUGGAGAGGAUAAGAAGUACUCAGAAAAACAUCAGUUCAGUGUUUUAUAAGAAGGAAGUAGGAGCUGGCACAGCUGUAAAAGAUACUCCAGAGAUUGAAAGAGUAAAGAAAAAUCAACAGAAUAUUAGUUCGAUUAAAUACAAGGAGGAAAUUCGACAUGCAACAGCUAUUUCUGAUCCACCUGAACUAAGGAGAGUUAAGGAAAACCAGAAGAAUAUUAGCAAUGUUCAGUACAAAGAGCAGCUCUGCAAAGCUACACCUGUGAGUGUCACCCCUGAGAUGGAAAGAGUCAAGAGGAAUCAAGAGAAUGUCAGCAUGGUUCACUACAGAGAGCAGCCUGGCAAAGCUACUGCUGUGAGUGUCACUCCUGAGAUGGAGAGAGUCAGGAAGAAUCAAGAUAAUAUCAGCUCGGUGAAGUACAGCAGUGAUCAGAGGCAGAUGAAAGGUAGACGUAGUGUGCUUCUAGACACACCUGAGCUAAGGCAUGUCAAAGAAACACAAAACAACAUCUCAAUGGUAAAAUAUCAUGAAGAUUUUGAGAAGACAAAGGGCAGAGGCUUCACCCCAGUGGUAGAUGAUCCUAUAACAGAGCGUGUACGAAAAAACACCCAAAUUGUCAGUGAUGCAGCAUAUAAAGGUGUGCAUCCACAUAUUGUUGAAAUGGAUAGAAGACCUGGAAUAAUUGUUGAUCUUAAAGUUUGGCGCACAGAUCCCGGCUCCAUCUUCGACAUUGAUCCUCUGGAGGACAAUAUUCAGUCUAGGAGUCUGCAUAUGCUUUCUGAAAGAGCAAGCCGUUACAGUAAGCAGUAUUUACAUUCUACCAGUCUGGGGGAUUAUAAAUCAGAUGGCUCUGACACGAACCCUACCUUUUCUUACUGCAGUGAGAUAACAAGGCCAUCUGAUGAAGGAGCCCCUGUUCUCCCUGGGGCAUAUCAACAAAGCCAGACUCAAGGAUAUGGAUACAUGCACCAGACCAGUAUGUCAUCCAUGAGGUCCAUGCAUUCACAGCCUCAUUCAGCAAGUCUGAGAACAUACAGAGCUAUGUAUGACUACAGUGCCCAAGAUGAAGAUGAAGUUUCCUUCAGGGAUGGUGAUUAUAUCAUCAAUGUGCAACCAAUUGAUGAUGGCUGGAUGUAUGGUACUGUUCAGAGAACUGGGAAAACAGGAAUGCUUCCAGCAAAUUAUAUUGAGUUUGUUAAUUAAUUUUUGUCUCUAGUCCUUUGAGCUUUAUUAUGAUUUACUUAAAAUCUAAUAUUUUAGAGAAAAAAUCAGAAGAAUCUUUUAAGAGUUCAUGAUCAUUACUUAAUCACUGCUAUAACAGUUUGCAUUUUCAUUCAGAAUCCAUUUUAAAGUCCUUUAAAAAAAAUAAUCUACAAGAAGCCCAGAGCUUUGAAAACAGCAUUGCUUUAAUAGUGCUCUCUCAAAAUGAAAAACAUAUAUGGAAGCCUGGUGUUGCCAGUCCUAUAAAAACUUUGGUCAAUUAACUGUAAAGGGGUAAUGCCUUUUCCUUACACCUCAAAGACAUUAUAACCAUAAAAUUGAUUCACUUCUUAUGGCACUCUGAAGUCACAGGAGGUUAACACACUGAGUUUGAACACAUCUUCAAAUUAUUAGGGAAAUGAUAAAUGUUUAAGUAGUUAACUUCCUAAUAAAAAUUAAUAUGUUGAGUAGAUAAUGCAGUCAUUUGAAAUAAGACAAGUAACAUGCCAGUAAAAAAAAAAAACCCAAUAAAACCCUGUCAAUACUGCCCAGCAGCCUUACAGUAAAUAUGUCUAUUUUGACAGCAAAAAUUUCCUGAUUCUUGCAUAUCCACAUUUAUUCUUGGAUUACCCAUUUUUUCUUAUUUCCAAGUGAUCUAUUAGCUUUGCUUCCACCCUAAGCCAUCAAUUAGACCCAGGUCUGGAUUCAUGGUUCUUCAGUAUCUUUUCUGCAGACGAUUGCUUGCAAAGACUAUCUAAGAUAUAAACCUGUCAACUCUUCUGUUUCCUUGUAAUAAUACUUACCAUUUAAAUAGAAACUUUCAUUAGGGCAACGUACAACCAAUACUCCAUGUUAGCUCCUUUACCUUCACCCGUAGCGCUGUAAAUAAAUCUCCCACGCGCGGCCGCGGCGCUGUGCGGUCCCACAGAGCCUCAGUCACAUCCCGUUCUCACCACAGGUAACUCGCUUAAUGGCUGCUUUGCUGAUGAGCUGAUGUCCCUCCCCUGCUGCAGAAACACUUGUGCCUCCAUCCAGCAGUGGAGGAGAGCUCUGGUUCUUGUAGUGCAUUUCAGAUCAAUGGUCUAUUGCUUCAGUUUGUUCCCAAAUUCUUGGUGAUCCAACAGUGGGUUGUACGCUUGCCAAAUGAUUAAUGAUGGAGAAGAAUUAUGUUUUCUUUUAGUGACUUAAUCUUUCUCAUAAAUGACAUCGAAGGGAAAGCUAACUAAGCAAAAUCCAGCAUACUCUAUUCCAUUCUGUUUCAGUUUAGCCGUCUGUUGAAAACAGUAAAAAUAUUCUGCUGACAAACCUUCACAUGUGCUAUUUAGUGUCUUUCAACUUACAGCCAGAACUGAGAGAUCCAGGUCUCAGUCUAUGAAGUGAGGAGAGGAUCUAACAGCUGGUGACACAGUGGAUAGUAUGAACAAUUUUGUCAGUAGGGUAGGUCACAGGCAACUUCUUUUUGCUUUGACUGUAUUCCCUCACAGGGAGAAACUGUGGAAAGAAGGACAAAAGAGGUAAAGAUUCAUGUAAGAAAUUAUUUAUGUGGAUGCAGAAAUGUGUAAAGAAGAAAAUGUUUUUCUGAUAAAAUAAUUUGUGGAGCUCAGCCAUGUGCUAAGGAAAUUUAACUUUGGAGUAGUGCUCAGAAUAUUGAGUCUGCACUAACUUUCUUCCAUUUCUAAAAUUUUUAAGGUAGAAUUAUAUAUUGAACUUUUAGACAAUUUUUUACUUCUCAUCUCACAUAGCAGGAAGUCCUGCAAUAACUAAAAAUUAAAUAAGGAAGGCUGUAUGGAUUUGUUAUGUCAACUGAAAGUUGUCAUUGCAAAUCCCUGUAAGUUCUAUUUUUGCAUACAAUUUCCAAAGAAUUGGUAAGCUUAUGCAAUUUUAUUUUGGGUCUUGCUAACACAGGGAUGAUACCAGCUGCCAAGCAGAAUGGAAUGACUGCAUUAAAAAAGAAAUUUAAAAAUGUCCAUGACUGUGGAACUACCUGUGCUUUCUUGUCAGCAGCCUAAUUUCAAGGCUAAAGCUGUCCAGGAGUAUCCAGCUUCAAAAGAUGUGUCUUAAAAGUAGAAUUCCAUGACUGUAAAUAGGCAAUUUGCAUAGUUGACUGCUGUGAUUUAAAAUUCUUGCAAGUUUUGCAUAAGGAGCUGCUCUUGCAGCAGACCCUUUUGCAUUACUGGUGACACUCACAGGAAAUCAGCAAGUCAAAUGGCUUUUUUAAAGCCAUGUGGUAUGCUGAGCUAGAAGCUCUGAAACAAGAAGUUUGCUUCUGUGUGGGUUUUCAUCCCUGGCCAUCAACAGCAAGGAGAGGAAUUCCAUCUACUGCUGGCUGUCAAUUUUUUCAGAUGAUGCCUGAAGCACAACUGGCUGUCACUUGCUGCUGUGCUGCUCUAUUAGCUGUGUAAUGCUGACAACAAUAAAAACAAGGUGUUAGUUUUGUUACCAAAUAUGAAUUAAAAAAAAUAUAGAGAAUAUCUAUAUGGCAUCAAGUUGCAAUUUUUAGUGACUUAUAAAACAGAGGGUCUCCACCUAUAAAUACAGUCAUUCUUCCUAAAUGAGGAGACAGCUUACAGUGUUGAAUACGUUAUAUACAGAGGUAAAUCAGAAAAUGAGCAUUUGGUGACAUUAGAGAACUAUGCUAUGCUUAGUAAUAGAAAUAAAAUUUCCUUUAUGAAUUUUGAAUAUUCAUUAGCCUGGCAGAGCAGCUAAAGCAAUUUGCAGAAAAUAAAAGGUCAAGAAAACAAAACAGUAUGUGAAUUUUAUUUCUCUUGAGAAUGGUAUGUCAGCAGAAUUAUUCAGAUCUGGUUUAAGUUACUUAUUCUUUUAGUCAUGUUUUUUGUCAUAUAUGCUUAGAAAUUCAUAUUUAUAUGGAAUGGUUCCUUCUUUUUGAUAUAAAACAAACUUAUUGUAGUUUUGCAGCUUUGUUCUAAGCAAUGCAAUCAAAGGCCCCAAAUUGCAUUACCAGAAUGCAAUUAUACUUUUUUUUUAAUAAGAACUAAAAUUUGUAAGGCAUGGAGGGUAAGUCAUGAACUAAAUUGUGCCAGCACACGUUCUUCAAAGCAUAUGUUGGAGACUGUUACAUGCAGUGUGAUAUAGGGGUGAAAAGAUGCUACAUGCUGUCUUGUCACCUUUAAAGUUUAUAUUCAUUUUUAGCACAGCAUGAUCCCCUCACUGUUCUUUCUUCCUAUAGUCAACAUUUUUCUGGGGAAAGGAAAGGGCUUUUAAGGACUUGAAUUUCUCAAGCUGUUCCAAAGUUCAGGUUGGAAGUCCACAUGUUCCUAUUUUAGAAAUAAAAAAAAUUAUGUAAAGAAUGCUGUAAUUCUUGCUAACACGAGUAUAAAUGUAGAAAACAACAUAGAGCAUAUUCAUGCAUACAUACAAGAACAAAUGGGUGCCUUGCUUUUCAUUACUCUUUCUUGCCUGGCUCUCUUCAUUUUUUAAACAAAGCUACAUACAGGUACUGCAGUUGUAAUUUUUCAUUAUGUAACAUUAGCAUUUAGUCUUGAUGAAACAGGGUUUUCUUGAUUACAUUUGACAUACAAUAAACUACUUCAGCAGACUGGGAUUUGAUGGAGAAUCACCUCCCAUGGAUUAUGUUUUUGACAAAUGUGUCCCUGCCGAGUGUUUCUUGGGGAUGUGGAAGGUCUCCAAUACCUGGGAAAGGUAAUAAUUCUAGUUUUUAUUGUACAGUGACUGCAUGUCAUCUUGUACGAUGAAAAACGAAAUUACAAAUACAGAGGUCUUUGGCAGAAGGUGGUACAGGGUAUAAAAUCAUAGAUUUUUAUUAAGUUAAUUAAUACUCGAUUUAAAAUAUAGAAUAUGCUUUAGUUAGUAAAUGUUUAAAUAAUAUAAUGAAACAGACAGAAGAUGCUGUUGAAAGGAGUCCUCCAAACUGAUGUGCUGGCAAAUGCAAAGUACUAGUGAGCUGUAGAAGAUUAAACCAUUUUGCAAUGCUUUAGUGAUUUUCUCCAGCUUUAUGCCAUAGGAACCCCAUCUCUCCUUUGGAAAGAAAACCUGAAAGCUCUAUUUCCUAAACUGCCUGCACUACAACAGUAUAUUCAAAGGAAUUUCAUAUGCUUCUUGUGUCUGAUAAAUAGAAUUUGCAUAUUGUACUUAAGUUGUAAUCCAGUUGUUGUUGACAUUUGUUUUAUUAUUAUUAUUUUAGGGGGGAAAAUAAGCUAUACUGUAGCAUUUCAAUUGUGUAUUUAAUAUUACUAUUAGAAAUUGCUAGACCAUUGGAAGACAGCAAUGACUGUAUUGACAUUGAUUAGCAUGAUGUGGAAAAUCUCUCAGCUGUUGGUUUUUGCAAUGUGAUAUAAAAAGCAAAAAUGAACCGCUGUGCAGUUUGGCUUAUGUUUGCUUUAAAGUGUGUAAAGUUUUAGUUAUUUUGCAAAACUGUACUGUAUUUGACGGUAUACAGUUAUGAAGGUAACAAUUGUUUUUCAAAGGACGGAUAAACUUACUCUUGGAUCAUAUGAUGUAUCAUCUUAAUUUGGCUUUUGUUAUGCAGAAAGUUAACACCAGCUAUUAAAAUAUAUUUUAGUAGAAAUGCUUUAAUUCCUGUUUCUUCCUCUACACUGUGAAUAUUUAAGCUUUGGUGGACUAGAGCAACAUCAUGCUGCCCAAAGUACUAACCUAUGCAACCUAGUUCACAUUUUAGUUGAUGUCACAGUGGAUGUAACAUAACAAUUUAUUUUGCAUAACAUUAAACUUCAUUCAAAUAAAAUAUUGAACCCA